Molecule: messenger RNA, 1962 nt
Organism: Argiope bruennichi
Lineage: Eukaryota; Metazoa; Arthropoda; Arachnida; Araneae; Araneidae
Product: flavin-containing monooxygenase 5-like
Exons: 5
Coding region: 143-1687 (514 amino acids)
Molecular function (GO): flavin adenine dinucleotide binding; NADP binding; N,N-dimethylaniline monooxygenase activity
Source: RefSeq, a predicted model, not a curated record
ACUUUCACUGCCAAAGAAGUUUCACAGUUCAAACACGUGACUAAAAAUACUAUACGGAUGUAAAAUAAGUUACGACGAAAGCGAAUGAUAAUCAUUUGAAACGAGACAUUUGAAGGAACAAGCGCUUCUUGACUAUUCAGAUAUGUUAUCUCCGCGUCGGAUAGCAGUGAUAGGAGCAGGGGCGAGUGGUUUAACUGCCAUCAAAUGCUGUAAAGAAGAGGGUAUGGAUGUCACUUGCUUUGAAAAAACAGAAAACUUCGGAGGUCGGUGGCAUUUCAGGAAACAUUCCAUACCCGGCGUUGCUUCAGUCAUGAAGUCAACGGUGUCACUCCACAGUAAAGAGAUGAUAGCUUUCAGCGACUUCCCUCCUCCUAAAAGCUUUCCAAAUUACAUGCAUAACACAAAAAUGCUGGAGUACCUGCAAAUGUAUGCACAGCAUUUCGAUCUUUCAUCUCAUAUACAAUUUCAAAAUGAAGUGGUUCAAGUCUUUCCUGCCAAAGAUUUCGAUACUUCAGGGAAGUGGCUUCUGAAAAUAGUCGAUUUAAAAACAGGCAAAAAGAAUGAACAAGAAUUCGAUGGAGUAAUGAUUUGUACUGGAAGGCUGUCGCAUCCUUACAUACCAACGACACCGAACAGGGAAAACUUCAAAGGAAAGGUGAUUCACACUCAGUCACUGAAAACGACGGCAGAAUUCGAAGAUUUAAAUGUGUUGAUUAUUGGAAGCGGAAAUUCGGCCAUGGAUGCAGCCGUCGAUAUUAGUAUUCUGGCGAAGCAAGUUUAUUUAAGUACUCGGAGUGGAACUUGGGUUCUUCCAAAAGUCGGACCUAGAGGACUUCCAUUUGAUAUGAUAUUGUUACGAAAACAUUUUCACACAUUGAAACGUUAUUUCAAUAGUACAGUGAAUAGCUUCCUAGAAAAGAAAUUUCAACACGAAGUUUAUAAUUUGAAGCCAAAUCAUCGAGUUCUUGAUGCUCGUCUCAUAAUGAAUGACAUUAUUCCUGAUAAAAUACUUACUGGAAGAGUGCUUAUCAAAGGAAACAUAAAAAAAUUCGAAGAAAAUGCUGUUGUUUUCGAAGGUGAACAAACUGCACAAGAAAUAGACGUUGUUAUUUUUGCGACUGGUUACGAAAUGAAGAUACCAAUACUGGACGAUAAACUCUAUAAAACAGAUGAAAGCCAAUUUAAUCUUUAUAAGAAAGUUUUUCCUUUGGGCUUGAAGCAUUCUACAUUAGCAGUGAUUGGAUUUGUCGAAUGUCAAGGCCCCACAAGUACUGUUGCAGAAUCUCAAAGCAGAUGGGCGGCUAGAAUAUUUAGUGGUAAACUGAAAUUCCCCAGCGAAGACAUUCUGAAAGAACGUUUGAUUAAAAAAGUUACCAAGUAUGCAGGGGAAGACUAUAUGGAGUACAUGAAUGAAUUAGCCGAAGAAUAUGGUGUGAAACCUUAUAUGUCAACUUUUCUCUUCAAAGAUUUCUACUUGUUCUGGUCAUGCUUCACUGGACCUUUUACUUCUUACCAGUAUAGAUUAUCGGGGCCUCAUAAAUGGAAUGAUGCUCGAAAAGCGAUUUUUGAAUGUUAUGAUAGAGUAACUUAUCCACUGUCCGCAAAAUUAUUUUCAGGAAAGUAUUUUCGAAGUAAAAGCGAAAACGAAGAAGAAAGAUCUCUGCCGCAAAAAUCUCGAGCGAAAUGAGUUUCAGUAUACAGUAAAAGGCUAUGUACAUGAAUUUCCAAGACUAGUUUAAAAAUAUUAUAUUUUUAAUUCUCUUGCAUAUUAUUAUUGAAUAUUCUACAAGAGAUAACAAAGAUAUGCUUAGACAUUUCCACAAUAACAAACAUUGCGUGACACAUUGAUAUGCUAUAAAAGGAUUUUUUUAUAUAAUCAAUUUGUAUCAAUAUGUAUCCAUUUUUUGUUGAAAAAGAAGUUGUAAAUGUUUUUCUGUUUGAGCAUUGAACACAUAUGCGAAU